ACUAGAGUAUUACCAUGCGUGCAGAACUCCGUCCCCUAAACAAACGGAGGGGCGCACAGGGAGUAUGAAAAAAGCCGUCAGAAACAACUCGGACGUGACUCAGUAAAUCUCUUUGCAGCCUGCCUCGACCCAAAAAUAAUCAGAGAUCCCUCCUCCCCGAUCAGAUCAAACCAGAUCUUUUGUCAGUUCAACCGCUCAAUUCACCUCAAUAACUCACUAGCUCAGGAAUAGAGAUUAACAAAUUCUUGAGUAUCCAUCCGGCUCAAAUCGGUUUUUUCCGUGUCCAGGCAACGACUACCUCGAUGCAGCCUUCGGCUUCUGAACGGAAUGAUUCAGCUUUUACUGCUGAUAUGAACACAUCGACAAAUGUAGGAAACGGUUUUGCAUCAGACUCAGUGUUUGGAGAUAAUGUGUUUUAUGCAACCCCAGUUGGAGUAGAACAAAUUUCUCCGGUUCCUGCUUCUCCUGCAGACAGUUUACCAGUCUCAUCUGAUGAUGUUGCCUCUUCUGGACCCCAAACUACAGCCAGGCCCAGUCUACCGGGACCUCUGCAAAGUGUACCUGCUCAGUUUGUCGGGGGAGUUGAAAUGGAAGAAGCAGCAGGAAAAAGAGUUGAAAUUGAUCGUGAAUCGCUUGAAAAGAGACCUGGGAUUUUCUUUAUAGGUUCUCCUAAUGUUGGCAAACGGACUAUCCUCUCCCGAUUACUCUCUGUAGAUUUUGAAGAUGCUUCUGACUCGUCACGUGAUUUACUUGCAUAUGGGUGGACUAUUGACACCAAGUAUUACUCAGCUGAUGUUUCUUUGUGGAUGGCGCAUCUUCAGGAUGGAUUUUCAGUAGAAGCUCUUCCAGUAUUUGAUAGAUUGGCUGCUUUAGUGAUGGUCUUUGACAUGAAUGAUCUAUCAUCUCUCGAUGCACUUAAGAAAUGGGUUUCUCGCACUGAUAUUCAAACUUUUGACAUAUUGUUAUGCAUUGGAAACAAAGUGGAUCUUCUUCCGGGUCAUUCAGCACAUGUUGGAUACAGAAGACGUUUGCAGAAACUUGAAGAAUCCUGGGGUAGUACUUUUUCGGAGCUAGAUUAUGGAAUAUCAGAAACAGAAGGAAGUAGCUUAUUAGGAGACGAAGAAUCAUCAGGGCAGAUAAAGAAUUCAUGUUUGGAAUGGUGCGCCGAACACAACAUUGAAUAUGUAGAAGCUUGUGCAUCCAAUGCUGAUUUUGACAAAUGUUUAUCUGUCGAUGGUGAUUCACAGGGUGUAGAGAGGAUUCAUGGAGCCCUCUCUGCUCAUAUGUGGCCAGGAAUGAUAUUAAAGUCUGGGAAUAGGAUUGCUGAACCUUCAUUGCCUGAGAGUCAAGAAUUGUCAGAAGACGAGUCGGACUAUGAAAUCGAGUAUGAAGUCUUAUCUGAUGGUUCUGCCGAACCAUGGGAUGACACAGACGGAGACUGGGUUUCUGCUAGUCACUUCACAUCAGUAGGUGAUACGCAAGGACUUGUCAAUCAAAACCUCGCUACGGAGAAUACUAAAGAAGAGAGAAACAAUACAUUAGCUAGAGAGCUGCAGCCCUCAACAUCGGCAUCUACCUCGCAGGAAGAGAUCGACAAGGAUGAAAGUUCUACUGCAGAUAUCUCUGACAAAGCCUCAGAAUCUGACGAGGGUGCACCUUAUGCAUUGGAUAAUUUGGAACAUAUAAUGUCUGAAAUCGGGACCAUGCGUGACAGUUUGAGGUUGAUGCCAGAUUUUCAGAGGAGAGAAAUGGCAGCAAAUCUUGCCAUGAAAAUGGCUGCCAUGUUUGGAGAUGAAAGUGGUGAUGAAGAGUGAUUUUGUUGAUCUUCUAGAAUGGGUGAGUUACUAGCUUAAGUUGCACUGAUAAAUGAUUAGUCACAUAGUUGUUGCUGUUUUCACAGUUUUCCUUUAAUAGAGAUAAUAUUAUGGACUUGUGGUAUAAUUUUUUAAA
Daucus carota subsp. sativus is the source of this 1950-nucleotide messenger RNA. RefSeq lists its product as uncharacterized. The record is from RefSeq and is a predicted model, not a curated record. Gene Ontology annotation, molecular function: GTP binding; GTPase activity. Bases 303 to 1814 code for a protein of 503 amino acids. The transcript has 8 exons. Lineage: Eukaryota; Viridiplantae; Streptophyta; Magnoliopsida; Apiales; Apiaceae.